AUGUCUGACGAGGUUUCCGACUUUUUGCGCUCGGUCGAGCUGCUGAAGGAGAGACGAGAAGAGGAAGAUGAGGCUCGGUCGCGCGAGCUCGAGGAAAAGAUCUUGCAGGAAAAGAAAGAACGCCAGGCCCGGCGCGCAGAGCGCGCAAGAUCGAUUUCACCGCAAAAGUCAUCACCCGCAAAUACUCCGCCCCCAACAGCACAUCGCGUUGGCAUCCUUCCGUCUGCUUCCGGCGACACAACUCUGGAGUCACCAGGUCAGGAGAGCUCCGGGAGCCCUAGGCAACGCGCCCUCGAACCAUCUUCCGAUGUCAUGAAUAAUAGCGCAGUCGAGCAAUCGAGCUCCCCGACAAAAGAGAACGACUCCCCAUUCGACUCGGAUAUCAAACGGACUAGCAUGGCCUUGGGCUCGCCGUCGAUCGGCAUGCCGUCCGCGCGAUCACCGCUCUCGUGGCAGAGGCGACCGACCUCGCAAGCCUCCGAUCGCCCGAAAAGCCGACCUCUCUCCAUGGUCGCUGCCGAGAAUGCCGCCCGGAACGUUCCUAACAGCGCCGAACCAGCCGAACAGACCAUGUCCCGGGACCAAAUCGCCCAGUCCCUAGCAGGCAGGGACCCGUCGUGGUUCCGCCAAACCGCUGACCCGGGCCGGGGAUCGGGGGCUUUCAGGAAAGCCCAGGUGGAGGACGAGGACACAGUGGACAUGCCCUCCAUGCGCACCCAACUUCCCGGCAUGUCGCAAGAGUCGACGCCAGAGCCACCCAAAGAGAGCUCAGCUGCCCGACCAGUGACCCCCACCGACCUGCCCGCCAAACUUGGCUCUCCGAUUCCCAUGGCCGGCUUCCAACGCCUGGAUCCGCCAACUGGCGAAACCGCAGAUGACGCGGACACAGCCACGGCUAAUCGCCAGUCCAUAACCUCGCCACCGGGCCGGACGUCGCCCACAAGACCGCGCUCCCCUACCAAAGGGAUGGGUGGUUUUGUGCAAAGCGCCAUGAUGAAGCGCUCGGAUAGCGUUAAACGAUGGAGCGUUAACUCACCCGCCAGCUUCCAGCGAUCGGAUUCCGUUCGGUCCAGCGCAAGCAAUGUGGACAACACGCAGCGUCCCACCACCCCGAAGUCGGGUGGGCGCCCAAAAAGCAUGCUGGUGCCUACCCCUGCGCUCGGCUCGGGUGAUGAAAAGGAACCUGAGCCAGAAGAACAGGCUACCCCUGCUCGGCCGACUACGCCAAUGGAGUCAAAAGUGAACGACGAGGAGGAAACAAGUAGUCCUCCCGUAAGCCCCUCCAAGACGAUGGAUUCCCGAAGGUGGAGCCCCACAAAGAGCUCUAGCUGGCUCGAUGCUGCACUGAACAAGCCCGAGUCACCCAAGGCAAAGCCGGCAGCCCCCGCGCCGGCACAGCCGGCUUGGAUGGUCGAGUUGAACAAAGCAAAGGCUCAAAAAGCUACCCCGGAUCCCGCUCGUGGUGCCUCCUUGCCAAAGAAGCCCGAGGUGAAGACUGGUGGGCUUAUGAGGUCCACUCCCAUGGGCGCAAGCCUCAAGCCAAGCGCUCUGGGCGGCUUUCCAGUCGUCCCCCCUAUCUCGACAGCCGACGACAAGCCAGUAAUUUCCGGGUUGCGCGGAAGCCUUCGGAAAGCAUCCCCGACGACGGACGGUCCGAGUGAGGGCCAGGGAGAACUCCCAGCCGCGGCCAAGGCAAAACCCGACAUUCCGUCCAAGAAGGAUUUCCGCGCCAACCUCAAGCCCCGAGCUCCUCCACCUGAACCCAAAUCAGGGGACUCUGCUGAAGAGUUGAAGAACGUUGUUGGGAGCCUACGGAGGACCAAAACACAGAACUACGUGGCACCGGAUGAGCUGAAAGAUAACAUCUUGCGCGGGAAGGCGGGGUUGGCUUUGACUGGUGGGCCCAAGAAGACGGAACACAAGGAUGAGUUCAAGGAGGCGAUCCUAAAGAAGAAGGAUGACUUCAAGAAGGCGCAGGACGAAGGCCGGGGUAUCGCUAGGGAACCGAGCACUGCCAGCGAUAACUCCGUUCCCGAGGGCAUCGCAAAGAAGCUGGUGUUGCAGCGGACGGGGACGUUCUCUAAGCAAACCCCGACCACGCCGGACUUCCCCAUGCAGAGCCCUUCACUUACCGGAUCGAACCGGUCUAGCCAUGCCUCUACGCGUUCCAGGCAUGAUAUCUCUAGCUUGGGAUCCGAACCUGCUUCGAGUCUAUCUCCCGAGCCCGCCAAGGAGGCGACGGUGAAUCCGGUUGCCCCGACGACUCUACAGAGGUCAACCGAUGCCGCGAGCCGCGUCGGAGGGAAGGUCGGAGGCUUAGCAGACCGGUUCAACCCUGCGUUGGCCGGCCUCCUGGCCAGGGGGCCCCCACCAGCUUCCGGGAAGUCGGACGGUCCUGGAACAUCAGCAACAACCGAACCCGCCGGCCCCGGCCCUCAACUAACGCACAUGACGAAGAACCGAGCCCGUGGUCCUAGGCGGAAGGCUCCAACGUCUGUCGCUACAGCGGCCGAUGAGCCGAAGGAGACGUUGGUCCGGGCGGCUUCUGAGCCGGAGAAGAAGCCUAUUUUCUCACCCCCCGAGCCGAAGAAGACGAUGUCGUUCCCGUCGCCCAAGUCAGAAAGUCCUAUCCCCUCUCCCGCUUUGGAGCAAGCGGUGGCCUCCCCGAAACCAGGGAAGCCUGUUAUUUCCCCUAAACCUGAGAAAUUCACGCCUACGAUUCCCGGGGCCCCCUCGUUGAUGGAGCGUAGAAAGUCUCUGAUGCAGGACAGGACAAAGCUUGCGGGCGAGGUCAUCUCUCUCGUCGACUCAUCCGGGCGCAUGUCCAGGGAGGAGGACCCGAAACCAGUCGGCCAGCCCAUCGACUUGGUUGGAUCUAGCCCGAUCAAGACGCGUCCUCGUUCACCCACCAAGGUUCAUGAGCAGGUGGCAGCCCUGACGGCGCUGAACCAGCAAUCACCCAAGCCUGCUGAAGCCAGCGGCGAGGUCGCUUCGCAGCCAUCGUCGCCAAAGAAGCUCGACAUGAAGAGGAUGUCGAGGUUCCUAGAUGAAGAGGGUCAGCCGAGCCCAAUGCCUGAACCUGUGAAAUCGAGGUCAUCUUCGCCGGUCAAAGGCCGCUCCGACUCUAUCACGGCUAGACCCAUGUCUCUAGUCCGGGACCGCGCCGAAUCUAUCACGGCAAGGCCCAAGUCUCUGGUGAGGGAUCGCUCCGAGUCUAUGACUGGGAGGCCGCUGUCUUUGGUCAGGGAUCGUUCUGACUCCUUCAGAUCGAGGUCGUCCUCCCCGGUAAAGGACCGCUUUCCCGGCCUUGAAUCACCCUCCAUCGGGAAGCACGCGGGAAACGAGCAAGGUGAACUGAAGCCCGCGCUUCCGAUCAAGAACGGCGCGGCCCCGUUUGGUGGCAUUGGCCUAGGCCUGACGCAAGCAGCAGUAGCACCGAGGCCGACCGCCCAGAAGCCCGCAGAGGCUGAACUACCGCCACCCUUACCUCCUAAAACUGCAAGACCGCUCCCUGCACCUCCUGCCACCCAGCGGGCUCAACUUAUCCAGAUCACGGCCGAGGGCAAGAAGAUGCCGGUGCCAUCGCACCACGAACGGGUCUUGUUCGAGCGCGAGAUGUACCUUUGCCCGCACAACUAUGUCGAUAGCACAGGAAGGAAAACGACCGAGGUCUAUUUCUGGGCCGGCGAUGAGGUGCCCGAGUCACAGGUUGACGACGCUCACCUUUUUGCGGCACGAGAAGCGAGGGCCUAUGGCGGAAAACUGGUCAAGCUCACCCAGGGCAAGGAGACAUCCGAGUUCUUACAGGCGCUCGGCGGGAUCGUCAUUGUCCGCCGCGGGUCGAGCAACAAGUACGACUCCCUCGCGCCCAACAUGCUCUGCGGCCGGCGCUACCUAAGCCAAGUCGCGUUCGACGAGGUCGACUUCUCUCCACUGAGCCUCUGCUCCGGUUUCCCCUACCUCAUCGCCCAACAGGGGAAGUGCUACCUCUGGAAGGGCAAGGGCAGCGACGUCGAGGAACUGGGUUGCGCCCGGCUCGUGGGUAUGGACCUCGCGCUGAUGGGCGAGCUUCUCGAGGUGGAAGAGGGCAACGAGCCCGAUAGCUUCUGGCAAAUCUUUGGCGGCGGCACGCGGCCCAGCUCGGCCGACCACUGGCGGCUGAAGCCCAACUACGACAAGUACUGCAGCCGGCUGUUUUGCGCCAGCGCAGCCGACAAGCACCAGACCGACCUCCUCCCCUCCAACAUCUACGUGCUCGACGCCUUCUUCGAGAUGUACAUCAUCGUCGGCGCCCGCUCGCAGCACCAGUACGCCGCCUUCCGCAACGCCCUCGACUUUGCGCAGGAGUACGCCAUCCUCGCCGCCGGCAUGGAGGACCGCCCCUUCGUGCCCAUCUCGACCGUCGUGCUCGAGGGCAUCCCGCGCGACCUCAAGAGCGUGUUCCGGAAGUGGCGGGACGGGAAUAGCCCGACGGUGAUGCACGCCAGUCCCCAGGGCGUGAGCGGUGGUGGGGUUUCGGGUGGUGGUGGUGGUGGUGCGGGGCCGACGCCGAGUCCGUUGAAGAGGGCACGGAGCUUGAGGAUCGUGCCGCUGACGCAGGCGCUGCGGGCGCUGUCGGAGUAA
Chaetomium fimeti is the source of this 4623-nucleotide messenger RNA. RefSeq lists its product as uncharacterized. Gene Ontology annotation, biological process: actin filament severing; barbed-end actin filament capping. The record is from RefSeq and is a predicted model, not a curated record. Gene Ontology annotation, molecular function: phosphatidylinositol-4,5-bisphosphate binding; actin filament binding. The transcript has 4 exons. NCBI's taxonomy places the organism in Eukaryota, Fungi, Ascomycota, Sordariomycetes, Sordariales, Chaetomiaceae. Bases 1 to 4623 code for a protein of 1540 amino acids.